AUGAAAGAGCAUGAUUUGGGAAAGCACUACCUGGUACCUGGGCCUGUGUACCGGGCCGUGCAGAGCAGAGACACUUUACCAGGCUCAGAGGUCACCCCAUACGAUCUCGCCAAGGUCCAGGAUGCACUGGAAACGGCGGAAAGGGCAGAGGGUGGUUUGUCCCUGGACGGUGGUGCUCACUACAUGAAAGAGCUGGAAGAAGAAGCAGUGCGGAGCAAAUACCAACACAGCGUCGGCGUCCUCAAACCUAUCCGCUCCACCAGCAACCACGAGCAUCUGGUGGACAAUGCGAGCCUCUUCUCCUUCAUGACCUUCAACUGGCUGACCCCGUUGGCUUUUCACGCCCACCGCAAAGGCCAGCUGCAGCUGGAGGAUGUGUGGGCCGUGUCCCAGUUUGAAAGCUGCAAGGUCAACCGCCACAGGUUGGCCGGGCUGUGGGAGGAGGAGCGCAGGGUGAAAGGGGACGAGGCGUCCCUGUGCGGUGUGGUCUGGGCCUUCUGUCAGACGCGCCUGCUUCUCUCCAUCCUCUGCCUCAUGGUCACCCAGCUAGCCGGGCUUCAGUGGCCCGGCUGA
This is a messenger RNA of Oncorhynchus kisutch (coho salmon), 573 nucleotides long. Its product is annotated as multidrug resistance-associated protein 5-like. NCBI's taxonomy places the organism in Eukaryota, Metazoa, Chordata, Actinopteri, Salmoniformes, Salmonidae. The record is from RefSeq and is a predicted model, not a curated record. The coding region runs from base 1 to 573 and encodes 190 amino acids. The transcript is spliced from 5 exons.